This is a messenger RNA of Prunus armeniaca (apricot), 183 nucleotides long. Lineage: Eukaryota; Viridiplantae; Streptophyta; Magnoliopsida; Rosales; Rosaceae. The record is from the annotation of a GenBank genome assembly.
AUGAAGAGACAGAGAAACGAACACGAUGAAGUUACCGUUACCCUUAGAGCCCUAUGUACUGUAAGCAACUUCAACUACAUUUGUCUCAUAUCAUCGAUGAAAAUACGGUUACCCUUGCUAUCAAGGCCUGUCAAGGGGACCCCAAACCCGAUGCCAAAUUCACGGGUUUGCAGUUUCUUCUGA